Parathielavia appendiculata is the source of this 1825-nucleotide messenger RNA. RefSeq lists its product as uncharacterized. Gene Ontology annotation, biological process: endoplasmic reticulum unfolded protein response; retrograde protein transport, ER to cytosol. The transcript is spliced from 2 exons. Gene Ontology annotation, cellular component: endoplasmic reticulum lumen. NCBI's taxonomy places the organism in Eukaryota, Fungi, Ascomycota, Sordariomycetes, Sordariales, Chaetomiaceae. Bases 141 to 1754 code for a protein of 537 amino acids. The record is from RefSeq and is a predicted model, not a curated record.
GGGAAAGCGAUGACAUAAUCGCCGACCCUUGGAUAAGGCCAGCUUAUCGGUAAGCAUGCGACAGCCAGGUGUCCCGAAGUCCAAUUCACAGACAAACCUACCAAACUCCAGCUACACACGGACAUGACAAUCCCAGCAUCAUGCGACGACUCAAUUUGGUUCUGCUAGCCUCCCUACAGCUCUGUCAAGCCCGGCAGCACAGCUUUAGCAUCCACGACGACCUUCUCGCGCACCCGCAGUUCGAGAUUGUCUAUUCUGAUGACUUCAUCUCAGAAACCGAUGCCCUUGCCAUCCUCGAGUCGUCGCGCACAAGUCGAGGGGCAUCCCCAGCCGAUGCCACGCAAUCCGAUCUGACCAGCCGUGUGCGCGAGUCCGCAGCGGCCGAGGCCCGGAGUACAAAAAUCAGCGAUGCCGAGGACGAGGAUGUCCAGAUUUCCAAGACAUACGAGCUCAUCAACAGCCCUCCGUUCCGCUACCUUUGCGCCGUGCCCGUCAUCGCACCCCCCCCCGCAUUGAACCGAACAGCAACGGAGCUGGCCAAGGCCGAGGAAGCUCGCGAGCAUAGCAGGGCCUCGGCCAAGGGGUGGGAGCUGAUGAGCGUGCUCGACGGGCACUGCAUGUACUUCACGUCGGGCUGGUGGAGCUACAGCUUCUGCUACGGCAAGAAUGUGGUCCAAUUCCACGCCGUCGCGAGCACCCGACCCGGCGAUCCUCCCACCAGGGACCAGAACACCCAGGAGUACAUUCUCGGCAGGGUGCAGGCCCCAAAACCUUCAACCGGCCACUCGGACCACGACGGUCAGACCAAAAGCCUCGCCCCGCCAAACGCCCAGCUCCAAGUCAAAGGCGACCAGCGCUACCUCUCGCAACGCCUCGAAGGCGGCACCAUCUGCGACCUGACCGGCCGGCCGCGCACCAUAGAGAUUCAAUACCACUGCAGCCCCGGCGCCACCGCCGACCGCAUCGGCUGGAUCAAAGAAGUCACCACCUGCACCUACCUGAUGGUGGUCUACACCCCGCGCCUGUGCAGCGAUGUCGCCUUCCAGCCGCCCAAGGAGACCCGCGCCCACCCCCUGCGGUGCCGCCCCGUCAUGCGCCCGGGCAGCGAAGAGGACCAAUCCCUCUGGCGCCGCCACAGCCAGCAACACAACCUCCUCGCAAGCAGCAGCCAGAACCCCUUCCAGUCCCUCAAAGACGCUACCGCCGCCGCGGGCGGCUCUCUCCCGCAGAAUUACUUUGCCGGCAGCACCAUCAGCGGUAUUGCCGUUGGCGCCAAGAGAUACGUCGGCGAUCAGCACGCGCACAAGCUCACCCUGCCGAGGGGUGUCUCGCGGCAGCCUGGGAGUAGCAGCAGCGGAAACUCAGGCGGAGGCGGACUGGUGGUGGAGAUCCUGGCGAGCAAGAAGAAGGAUUCUGCCAAAGUCGAGGUCAUGAGCGACGAGGAUCUGGAGAAGCGAAAUCUGGAUCCCAAAACAAUCCGGGAGUUCCGCGAAGAAAUGGAGAUGCUGGCGGGAGAUCGCGGGUGGAAAUUGCAACUUGUCGGGACGGGGGAGCAGGCUGAGUAUAUUGGUGCUUUUGAUGAGGAUGAGGGUGGGGUGGAUGGUGGUGGUGGUGGUGGUGAAGGACGGACGCAGGCUCUGCCACAGAGGUGGGAUACGAGGACGGGUGAGGCUGAGCCGGCUGCUCUGGAAGAGGAGGAGGAGGUGGAUGGGCAAGAGGGUUCGGAGGAGGUGUUUUUCAAAGAGGAAUUGUAGAUGGGUGUAGGGUGUAGAUUGGUACGUAGCGGUACGUAUUGAUCUUCUAUUUAUUCACGUAUUGUUCUACC